Aspergillus melleus is the source of this 1524-nucleotide messenger RNA. Its product is annotated as putative amino acid transporter. Gene Ontology annotation, biological process: amino acid transmembrane transport. The record is from RefSeq and is a predicted model, not a curated record. Bases 1 to 1524 code for a protein of 507 amino acids. The transcript has 5 exons. Gene Ontology annotation, molecular function: L-serine transmembrane transporter activity; L-histidine transmembrane transporter activity; L-lysine transmembrane transporter activity. NCBI's taxonomy places the organism in Eukaryota, Fungi, Ascomycota, Eurotiomycetes, Eurotiales, Aspergillaceae. Gene Ontology annotation, cellular component: fungal-type vacuole membrane.
AUGCUAGAUGACGAAGCGACCGUCGGGAUUGGUCCCGCAGAUGGAGUUCGCAAUGCAGCUCGAAGGCGUGCAAUCAGAGGGAAACGCGAUUCUGGACAUGAAGGUCAGGCCAGUUGGAUCAGUUGUGUGAUCAAUCUGGUCAAUACGAUUAUCGGAGCCGGUGUCCUUGCUAUGCCGCUGGCUGUCUCGCACAUGGGAAUAGUCCUUGGAGUUUGCGUGGUUUUAUGGUCGGGCGUGACGGCUGGGUUUGGUCUAUACCUUCAGUCACGCUGUGCGCAAUACUUGGAUCGAGGACAGGCGUCCUUCUUCGCUCUGUCCCAGAUCACAUACCCCAAUGCGGCCGUCGUGUUCGACGCGGCAAUCGCGAUCAAAUGUUUUGGCGUGGGAGUCAGCUAUCUUAUCAUCAUUGGCGAUCUGAUGCCGGGAGUUGUUCAGGGCUUUGUUGGUGAUUCCCCGGACUAUGACUUUUUGGUCGAUCGGCAUUUUUGGGUUACGGCUUUUAUGCUGGUCGUCAUCCCUCUUUCCUACCUCCGACGUCUAGAUUCCCUCAAAUAUACGAGUGUCGCUGCUUUGGUUUCCAUGUCCUAUCUGGUGGUAUUGGUUGUUUACCAUUUCGUGGUGGGAGACACGGUGGCCGAGAAAGGUCCUGUCCGGGUGGUUCACUGGGCAGGUUUGGUUCCAACCCUCAGCAGUCUCCCUGUGAUCGUUUUCGCAUUUACAUGCCAUCAGAACAUGUUCUCGAUAUUGAACGAAAUGGCCAAUGCCAGUCACUUCAGGACGACCUCGGUUGUUUUUGCGAGCAUUGGAAGCUCUGCUGCAACCUACAUUCUUGUUGCAAUCACUGGUUAUCUCUCUUUUGGAGACAACAUUGGCGGAAACAUAGUGAGCAUGUACCCUCCCGGACUUUGGGCCACGAUCGGACGUGCAGCCAUCGUCAUGUUGGUCAUGUUUUCGUACCCGUUACAAUGCCACCCAUGUCGCGCCUCCGUGGACGCAGUGCUGCGUUGGAGGCCCCAGCCAUCGUCGAAUAGCAACGACGGCUCUCCCCAUCGACACCCUCUGCUAGGCCCGCGGGGCAACCGACAGCCGGAGCCCAUGAGCGAUCUUCGUUUCUCCGUUAUCACCACGACGAUUCUCGUCUUGAGUUACGUUGUCGCUAUGACCGUGUCCUCCCUACAGGCGGUACUGGCUUACGUUGGUAGCACGGGAAGUACCAGCAUUAGUUUCAUUCUUCCGGGGUUGUUCUACUACAAAAUCUCCGCUCCCGACUCACCCACCCACCAACGUCUAAUGAAGGAAGAUGACGAGGCCGCAGAAGGCAUUUUCUCCGACGACGGCGAUAGCGACAAUGACGACACCGGCGCUCAUAGUCAUCCACUCUCCGACAGCGGUAUCCUCCGACUUGGCAUUCGCCACUGGCGCCGGUCCUUGCUGCGGAAACUCAGUCUUGCCCUCGCCCUCUAUGGCUUUGUCGUCAUGAUUGUGUGCUUGAUCACCAAUUCCCUCUUCAUCGCUUCGCAUUAA